AUGCAUCUGGAGUUUGUUGGAGAUCUGUCCACAUCAGCAUUCCUUAACGCAUUCAAGAUAUUCGUCAAUCGUAGAGGCUACUGUAAGAUUAUGACAUCGGAUAACGGUACGAAUUUUGUUGGUGCCGAAAGGGAGCUUCGAGUCGCGUUUCAACAGUGUAUGGCUGACACCAAACCACGUAAUUUUUUUACCGAUUCGAAUAUCGAGUGGCGUUUUAACCCUCCUUCAGCACCUCAUAUGGGCGGGUACUGGGAAGCCGGUAUCAAGCGCAUUAAGUACCACCUAAAACGCGUACUGGGUGAAAAUCUGCUAUCAUACGAAGAGUUCAACACGCUGUUGACAGAAGUGGAGGCCUGCGUCAACUCCCGCCCUCUCUGUGAUAACCCUACGGACGCUGGCGACAUAGAAGCUCUAACUCCCGGCCAUUUUAUUGUUGGAGAGCCACUGAAGUCAAUCCCAGAACCUGAGGGUCAAGGGUUCUGUGGAGAUCUUCGACAACGUUGGCAAGCAAUUUCGGCCAUGAGGCGACAUUUCUGGCGCCGAUGGGAAGACGAAUACCUCGUGAGUCUACAACGUCGCACUAAAUGGUUCUGUUCCUCACGUAACAUUGAAGAAGGUGAUGUAGUCGUUGUCUUCAGCGAGCCUACUCCUCCGACAAAGUGGUCGCUUGCGCGAGUUAAGAAAUGCCACCCUGGUAAUGAUGGGCACGUAAGAGUAGUCACUUUACAAACGCCGCAUGGAGAGUUGGUUCGUCCUAUAGCGAAACUCUGUCUCCUUCCUACGAAAGGCGAUAUAUUUCAUGAUGGAAAUUAG
Molecule: messenger RNA, 813 nt
Organism: Rhagoletis zephyria (snowberry fruit fly)
Lineage: Eukaryota; Metazoa; Arthropoda; Insecta; Diptera; Tephritidae
Biological process (GO): DNA integration
Molecular function (GO): nucleic acid binding
Source: RefSeq, a predicted model, not a curated record